Closterium sp. NIES-67 is the source of this 642-nucleotide messenger RNA. The record is from the annotation of a GenBank genome assembly. Lineage: Eukaryota; Viridiplantae; Streptophyta; Zygnematophyceae; Desmidiales; Closteriaceae.
AUGGCAUUCUGAGGUGGAUGGGGGCAGUCACUGACGACACUCCUGUCGUCACCACUGUGCACGACUCGCAGCUGGUGAAAGGCGCCAUCCCCAGCAGCAAGCUGCGGCAGCACGACCUGCCGGUGGACAUCAUCUGCACGCCCACGCAGAUCAUCCGAGUCACCGACAAGAUCCCAAAACCAACAGGCAUCUACUGGCACCUGCUGUCGCCCCAGAAGCUAGCUCAGAUCCGCAUUCUGCAGCAACUCAAGGAUCAAAUCGAGGUGCAGACCGGCGCCGCCCUGCCGCUGGGCCCAGACGAGGGACGAGUGCAGCUGGUUCAUUAGCAUCGUGCAAGCAAACCCAUUCCCUAGUCAAGGGUAUCAGAUUCAAGCUGAGUCCAACUUAGUUUACAUCUAGAACAAAAGGCAGAGGUGGGUGGGUAGAUAGAGACCUCCAGGCGACCACUGUUGCAAGCUCAGCCUACAUGCGAGUGUGAUGGGCUGAGAAAAGCCCUUAGGAACUUUCCAGAGACUAAGUCCCACACAAGAUGCUUGAGUAGUGCAGCGGAAGUGUUGAGUAGUUGAACCCUUGCACUAGUAUGUGAGAGCAAGUGAUUGAUUAGAAGGAACAAGCAUACAGCAAUAUAUAGAAAAUAAGUAA